UGCUUUCUGCUCUGACGAUUCACUGCAUAACCUUCAAUUUCUAUCAAGAGAGUCUUGUCAUUCUUAAUUUAUUUUCCAUUUAAAUAAUUUUUUACUUUUUAUUAAGAGUGUUUAUAUUGGUGACAGAUCUCAUGGUUGUGGCGGUCAAUAUGAUUAAGGAGUGGUCAUGGCGUAUGUAAACGUUGCUGAAUGGAAAACCGAUCAAGUGUGUGAAUGGUUGAAAGGUCUUGAUAAUUCAGUUCUCCCCUACGUGCACAGUUUUACAAAUAACAAAGUAAAUGGCCAACAGUUAUUGAGUCUCAGACCUGAGGAUCUGGAACAAUUGGGUGUUCUCAAAGUUGGACAUCAGGAGAUUAUUCUCGAAGCAGUUGAAUACUUGAGAAACUUUCAUUAUGAGCUUGAUCGGGAGAAUCUGCAACUGUUAGCACUACGACUUGCUUGCCAAGCUCACAGUCUACAUAAUGAGCUAUUUCGACAAACAGAUUCAAAACCAGUGGCAACACAAACAUUGUCCGAUGUCGUGGGUGUUGUUACAUCUGUUAAACCACUGGUGAGGUGGCUGGAUAAGCCGCCCUUCAGUGGACAAGCCGAGUACAAUGAUAGAAAAACUCAAUUGUUGAAGCUAAGUAUUGAGAUGGCAACAUGUGCACAAAGGGACAGAUUUGCAGAGAAACCAAUUGAAGAGAUAAGAGCAACUUGUGAUGAAUUGGCUCAAUUAGCUGAUUAUAUUAUUCGAGAUAUUUCGGAUCCUAUGAUUCUUCAGCCGGCCAGUUUAGAUUUAGCGACAUUAAAAAAACGACCUGGUGAUGAUCUGGGCUUCUACAUACUUCCUUCAUUUCAUGGAACUCAUCAAAUUGCGGAAGUCAAAUUUAGCUCGGUAGCACAUCAGUGCGCAAAAAUGGAAGAGGGGGAUGAAAUAGUUCAGGUCAACUAUCAAACGGUCGUAGGAUGGGGAAGGAAGAAUGUUCUCGAAUUAUUUAACGAGAGUCCCAUGGAAGUGUUAUUAACACUUAAACGUCGACCACGGCAUACUAAAGUUUAUGGACAGAUUUAUAUAAAACCAUACAGGUUGCCAAGCAAUAAAAAGACACCGUACGCUACAAGGUGGCAACAUAAUUUACCAUCGCCUAGGCCUGAGUUGUUAACAAUACCAGAUUUUACGAUUCCACUUCCGAGACAUGCUCCGAAGGAUCCCAGUCCAGCACCUGCAAGUACAAUCAGCACCGUUAAUAUUUUGGAUGCAAUGGCAAGCGAUAGCAGUGAUUCCGAUGGUGAGGUUGAACCACCUCUCUCAAGCCGUCUAUAUGCUUCGAAACCCAGGAUCUUAGUACAACGACGCGCCACAAUAACUGGGGCAAGUCCUACCACUAAGCAUGCAAUUGACAUAGAACAAUUUUGGAAGGAGUUGCAGCAGGAACAUAGUACAACUUUUCAAUUGAGAGAUAAGGCUGCAUCCUGCGCCCUCGGCUUAGAUAUCGUGCCUUCCGCUGUUCGCCCGCAAACCUGCUUGGGCAUUGAGCAAUCAAAGCGUAAAAAAAGACUUGAUGGAAAAAAAGAAGCAAGCGAAAUAGUAUCUAAAAAUAAGGUGAAACCGCACAAAAUGGAGUGUACUGAGAUGAUUAAUGUAUCAAAAUAUAGUGAGAAAAAAUCUAAUAUCAACACGGAAAUGGGAGAAAUGAAAGACCAUUGCCAUUCUUCCAUCUCCUCAGCCAAACAAAACAGUUCGGAUACAACUAGUAAUAUUCAUGAUAUUGAUAUAAACUACUCCCCCAACACUAGAAAAUAUUACUGCAACGACCAAGGAAAAUUGGAGAAGAGUUCUAGUGUUCCGGUAUGUAAUGUAACAGGCAUGAGGCCUACUGAAAUCAAUCCUUGUGAUAUUUCAAGUUUAUUAGAAGAUACCCAUAAAAAAACGAAUGGUGCUGCAGUUGGUAAUACUGAUACUAAUUGGAAUGAGAAAAAUUUCAAGACUGAUACAGCGUUGGAGAUGAUUGAAUCUAUUCAAGUCGGUAUUAUUUCACACAAUAUUGAUUCCAUAGAGAACAAAUUUAGGAAAGAUAUCGCGGAGCAGCACGUUAAUGGUGAGGUACUUGAUGCAAAAACUUCAUGCACGAAUCCUUCAAGUGAGAAUUUGAAGAACGACCAAGAUGAAGCAGUUGAAAUCAUAAGCUCCAAUCCCAAAGGCUCAUUAACCCCUAGUAAGAUAAUCCAAGCAGAGACUCGUAAUUGUGUGGACUACUCGUCGAAAAAAACUGAACUGAUCGGUAGUCAUCCAACGGAAAUUUAUCCUAGUAAUAGUGAAACUAGCGUUCCUCUGGUUAAAUUUAAACAGAGCAGUCUGCCUUUAACCGAGAACAAUAAAAUCUCAGAUAUUAAUACUACAGCGUACUUGAUGACUUCUAUGGAUAUUUUUGAAAAUAUGUACGUGAGAUCAGACUUGAAAGAGAAUCUGAGCCCACAAGUAACGGUGCUACCAUCGAUUAUGCUCAAACUUGAUACUAAAACAGAGAAAUAUAAGAAAGAAUCUAGAGCUUCGUCCCUUACUUGUAUAGAAUCCACCCAAUGUAGAAGAUCAGACAACAAAGUGCAUUCGACACCACCGGAGCCUCCUCUUCGCCAAGACGUUACCAAUCCACCACCUUUAAAUUUGAAUGUCAACUCCAUUUCAUCUCAACUCCCAGAGAGGCGGAGAGUUCUUUUACCUCAUUUAAAUUCAGAAAGAGAAAUGCAUGAAGUUGUAAUGCACUCAACCUCUGAGCCGGUAGUCCCGUCAAAUCAGAGAGAUACCGCAGUACGGUGUCAUGAUUUUUUAGAGAAAUCGACCGAUUUUGUAAACGCAAGCAUUAGUUCAGCACAAGAGCGAAGAUCUUUCGGCUACUCAAAAACCUACGACAACCAUACAAAAGAGAACAAGUCAGUGGCAGAGAGAUAUGAACCUUUCAUUGAUAAAUUCGGAAAUGGGAAGACGUUGAUGUUACAAAGGCAAUCACAAAAUAUUUCUCAUACUACUGAUUCGCCAGAUGGAGCCGGAUACUCGACACAAACACCAGGAUUAAAGUCGGGAACGUUGGAGAAAGACAAACAUAGUGAAAAAGGGGUUGUCAAUAGAGCGAUGAUGGUGGCGAGGAGUAUUGGACUUCAGAGUUCGUCAAAAAUGUCAUCGAAUAGUCCUCGAAGUAAUAGAAAACGGAGCAUGCUGUUAGCAAAACGACGGAACGUUUCCGUUAAAGAUAUUGGGGCCGGAGAGUUGGAAGGCUGGUUGACGUAUCGGAGCAGGGGGGCUGGAGGAGCUUGGGCGAAGUCGUGGUUCGUACUGAAAGGCUCUUCUCUUUACAGAUUUGAAACCUUCGAAAGUAUUAAGUCGGAUUGUCUAAUUGUGCUGACUGGUUUCACUGCCUCCAAAGCUCCAGAAGUGAAGUCUCGGAAAUUUGCAUUCAAAGUUUAUCAUACUGGAACAGUAUUUUACUUCGCGGCCGAUACAGAAGACUAUUUAUUGCUUUGGUUAGAUUGUAUCAAUAAAGCAACACUAGGAGUUGAUUGUCCUAAUAGAAUGAGCGGAUUAUUCAGCGAAACAGACGACAGUGACACUGAAUCUUCUAAGGAUAAAUCCAAAAAUACUGGAUCAGAAUUCAAACAAAAUCUUGAUAACGCUUUUGGAUCUUUAAAAAAAGUCGGGAAGAAGAACUCUGAAGUAAAAAAUCAUGAAAUUGGUGGCACCAGCUUGGAUAGGAAAUAUCUUCGAUUCUUACGUUCACGGACUCAAAACGUACCAGUCCCUACUGCACAAUUCAGAAGCUAUCGUAGAGUACUACCAUUAUCCACCACGAAUAAAAAAUUAGAGAGCACGUCAACUUCGCCGGAUCUGCGGGUGAUGGUCGCGGGCAGUACGUUCUAUGCAUUAACCUCCUCACAUAGUUCCACGGAUAUGCCAACUUCUGGCCAAGAUAUGGAGGAUUAUCGGCAAACAACUGACAGACGCCAAUCCAGCCACAUUAGCCGACGUCAACAUUUGCCAGAUUUCAUUACUCUUGAAGAAUUUAUGCUUUCUCAUCGGCAAAAUGCUCAUCAACAUUCAGUGGAUACUAGGUCUGCAUCAUCACGAGUUACCCCACUGACAAACGAUCAUAUCCGCCUCCAAUACUAUCAGUUUGACCCCAGUGACACAUUAUACCUGCAAAAUCGUAGCAUUAAUUCAGAUUUUUCUACCGAUGGAAUGACGUACGCUCAUCAGCGGGACAGUGAAAACUCAUCGCCUUUGUACAUAUCAGCUUACAGUUAUACCAGCUCUUCAGCUGGAACAUCAAGACUAGCCAAGGAUGAGUCCAUCUAUAAUCAGCAAUCUAAAUCCGCCAGUGCAAUAGAUGAGGCAAUAGGAACAACCAUGAAGGAAGGACUUUCUCCAAUUCUAAAGAAAUCGUGGAAUCAAGCAUGCAAAUAUGUGAAACGACCAGAAGCCGAUAUUUUUAAAUAUUCUCUGAGAUCUGUUGAUCCUCAAUUCCAGAACGGUCGUAACGAAUUCACGCGAAUUGAUUCACCUCUAUUGCGAUCUAUUAGUAAUUCUAGUUACAUGACCCAAAAUAAAACGAAAAUUGAUUCUAACAGCAAAUCAAAUCGAUUGAUAAAUACAAAUACAAUAAAAAAUGGUGAUUUCCAUCGAAAGGAUAUUCUCCGGUUCUCAGGGUCCGAAUCUAUAAAAAAUAUUGACUACCCGACUUCCAGUGGGCUCUUAACCCACUCCUCAGGAACCCUGGCCAGAGUUGGAAAAGAAACAUCCGAAAGUAGGCAGGAGAGUUUCAACACUAAUGACCAGAGUGGGGAAGAUGGAAAUAACAUGGAGUCCUUAAGACUUCCAGGUAGGAAGUUAAGUUCCCAGCAAAAAGUGAAGUUGAAGAGUUCGACGCAAUAUCAGCCUCCACCAAUUCAUUCAUCUCCAUUUGAAUAUGAUAGGAUGACAGCUGCCUUUGAAAUGCAGCUUGAUAAGGAACACGUCCAGAAGACCAAUAAAUUAAAGAAUUUUUUUGGAGGUAGGAAUCCCCAGAAGCCUAUGAGUCUAGAUCUCCCUAAAGAACAACAGAAAACACUACUGGGUUCCCCUAGGCUCCAUAGGGCAUUGUUCAAAGACAAAAGUUCCAGCCAGAAAAGAUCGGAGAGUCACAGCCCAAGAGACAGUGGUGUCACUCAGUGCUUAAGUUUCUACAGUGGAAUGAGUCGGUCUGACUCUCAUACAUUAAGUCAGUGUUUUAGUUCUGUCAGUUCUCCUAGUGGUUUGAGCAUGGAAGCUUCACCAAUGAAUUCCGACAAGUUUGUAAUGGAACAUGGCAAUAAGAAAUUGAAUUCUAGACAUCUGAUGUAUCCUCCGAUACUUCCCUAUAUACCGCCACCAAGUUCUCCACCUCCUGAUGACUAUCCCGGCUUAGAGUAUCCACCUGUGUUUGAGCCUGGGACUUACUCUUUAUCUGCUGCCUCUCUAAUGAGUGAGAAGAGUGAAGAUCUUGGCGAUAGUGAAUAAUAUUUGAUGGUCUAUUAUAUUCGCCAGAUAUGUAUAGUAAGGAUAACAAUAUCUUCACAUCAUUCGACGUGAAUUUUAAACGAGUAUACAAUUUAGCAAUAUUGUAAUUAUCGUAAGUUUCUUAUUAUUAUUGUUUAAAGUUAAUUAUUGCAAGUUUUAUCCCAAUGAUGAUGAGAAUUAAUAAUAAUUAAAAUUAGUGCUCUUAAGUUAUAGAAACGGCAGUGGGAGCAUUUCAAUCUAAUUAAAUCAUUUGUGACAUUCCGAUAAUAUUUUCAGACCAUUCCUCAUUAGCUCUGGCGUGAAACAGCCAAUCCCUUGCUGUUAUUCAACCAUCUUCGAGCUGCGGGUUACUUGGUUGGCAUUUGAUCGUUUUCAUUCGUUACUUUCUACCGAACUUUGACAGCUCUUUUAAUUAAAUAAAUGUGAAAUAAAGUGGACAGUAGAUCACGAAUCAGGGCCAUUUUCGGUCUAAAACGCGUACAAGCCAAGAAAAACCCUGAAAACGACAAUAUCGACUUCUGGCCUUUCCCGAAAGUCUACAAGAAUCGUAAAUAGACUUAGAAAUCCGGUGCCAUUGGAAUUAGAACGCGGCCACCAAUAGUUUUCCAGAAAUUGAGCCAGGAAUAAGGAAAAUGUCCACAUCUGGCCUUUCUAAAGGCUUCUGUGUCAAGCUUACAGAAAAAAUUGGCACCUAUGUGUUAAUAUUUCUCUUCUUCGGUGCAUAUGUUUCCGUCAUUACUACGAAUGACGGGAAGAAUGUGGGUUAUGGCAUCCCGAGGAUCCUCAAAAACAACAAAAAUCUGAUGGGUAGAAUAGAUCACUUCUCGUAAUUUGGCGAGUAAAAUCACGCUUUCCGUGUAAUUAUGACGGAAAUUAUUUUUCGUCUCGUGGCGCCACUUAAUGUCGCUCUCUACGGCUAGUAACACUUACCAGGCCUGGUCAGCGCAUAGGUUAGGUGGGCCUCCUGAGAGAAAACAAGGUGUGUCAUAUGGCCUGAAAAACAUUUUGCUGACAAAUUCAAUCACAAUGUGUAACUUCGACCGAAUGGCUAAUGGCGGCAGACUGGCGCGCGGAGGAUCGUGAGUUUGAUUGCCGCCGGUAGCAUCUUUGGCUUUUUCAAUUUCUCGGUUCACAGUCGAGCAGGAGGCUCGUAUGGAAAAAUAAGAGAUGACUUACUUCCAAACUUUUAAAUCAAACUCUUCGCCUCAGGUGAGAUUUUUCCUUGGUACAUGGCGAAUGUAGUAAGAUAGUGGGGAUGGGGGCUUGGAAUGGGUCACUCGUGAAAGCUCGCCUGCAGCUCGUGCUAUAAACUCCCACGAGCUAAAGAAUACAAUAUUUUAAAGAAAACAAUAUUUUUCAUCACAAUGGGUAGAUUAAGGGAUUUAUAAUCACUUUUAGAGACGCCAAAUGUGCCUAUAAAGUCACUUUGUCCGCAUAGCGUGAUGAAAAUAAUUUUUUAUGGGGAUAAUCGCACCUUAUAGUU
Fopius arisanus is the source of this 6992-nucleotide messenger RNA. It is a transcript of the gene cnk, whose product is annotated as connector enhancer of ksr. Gene Ontology annotation, molecular function: protein binding. The transcript is spliced from 5 exons. Bases 167 to 5509 code for a protein of 1780 amino acids. Lineage: Eukaryota; Metazoa; Arthropoda; Insecta; Hymenoptera; Braconidae. The record is from RefSeq and is a predicted model, not a curated record.